UUUAUUUUACAACUUAUACUUCUUUUCAUUAUAUAAAGAACUAUCCAAGAGAGAUCCAAUACAAGGUCAGUGACCUUUUAGUGAGAGUGCAGAGUGGAAAGAGAAAAUGGCUGCCAAAGCUCUCUUCUUCUUUGCUUUGUUGUUCUUCUCAGCUGUGUCUUUUAGGCCAGCUUUUGCAGAGGAAAAUGAGGAAGACCCAGGUCUUGUUAUGAACUUUUACAAGGACACUUGUCCUCAAGCUGAAGACGUUAUAAAGGAACAAGUUAGACUUCUUUACAAGAGACACAAGAACACUGCAUUUUCAUGGCUGAGAAACAUCUUCCAUGACUGUGCUGUUGAAUCAUGUGAUGCUUCACUGCUGCUGGACUCGACGAGGAGGACCUUGUCUGAGAAGGAGACUGACAGGAGCUUUGGUUUAAGGAACUUUAGGUACCUCGACACCAUCAAAGAAGCUGUAGAAAGAGAAUGUCCCGGAGUUGUUUCCUGUGCGGAUAUCCUUGUGUUGUCUGCUAGAGAGGGCAUUGUCUCGCUAGGAGGUCCUUACAUCCCUCUAAAAACUGGAAGAAGAGAUGGAAGAAAGAGCAGAGCAGAUGUUCUUGAGCAAUACCUCCCAGACCACAAUGAGAGCAUCUCUGUCGUUCUUGAGAGGUUUUCUGCCAUGGGUAUUGACACACCAGGAGUCGUUGCCUUGCUAGGAGCUCAUAGUGUGGGUAGAACUCACUGUGUGAAGCUGGUGCACCGUCUCUACCCAGAGGUUGAUCCAGUUCUAAACCCUAACCAUGUUGAGCACAUGCUCUACAAGUGCCCUGAUGCAAUCCCAGACCCUAAAGCAGUGCAAUAUGUCAGAAAUGACCGUGGCACACCCAUGAUUCUUGACAAUAACUACUACAGAAAUAUAUUGGACAACAAGGGCUUGUUGAUAGUUGAUCACCAACUAGCUACAGACAAGAGGACAAAGCCUUAUGUCAAGAAAAUGGCCAAGAGCCAGGAGUAUUUCUUUAAGGAAUUUUCUAGGGCUAUCACCAUUCUUUCUGAGAACAACCCGCUCACUGGUACUAAAGGUGAGAUCAGAAAGCAGUGCAAUGUUGCUAACAAGCACCACUAGAAGCUUUAAUUACUUGUCUAGCUCUCAACUUCUCUUCCUUCUCCAUUUGAAGAAGAAAAAGGGUGAGAUUUGAAGAAUAAUAUGCCUUUUCUAGAUGGGCUUGCUUUGGAAUUGAGCACUUGUUAGUACUAGUGAGUGAUGAAUGUUUGAUUACUUUGCAGUGUUUCUAGCCUAACUAGAAUUUGCUUCUCUUGCUUUGAUGUUGGCGAUGGUAGUGGGAGAGAAUGUUGAAUUGUAUGUAUGUAUGGUUGUAUGCAAGGAUGGAUGGUGUAUGUAUGGUGCAUGUAUUACAACGAUGAUAUGAUUCAUGCCUUCAAGCUUCUUUCUCAUCAUGAUGUCAUCAUGAUGCCUGCAUGUAUGAUGUUUAAGAUAAAUGAAAGAUAUAAGGGCCAUAUUUAGAUAAAAA
This is a messenger RNA of Ricinus communis (castor bean), 1511 nucleotides long. RefSeq names its product peroxidase 42. Lineage: Eukaryota; Viridiplantae; Streptophyta; Magnoliopsida; Malpighiales; Euphorbiaceae. The record is from RefSeq and is a predicted model, not a curated record. Gene Ontology annotation, molecular function: heme binding; peroxidase activity. Gene Ontology annotation, biological process: hydrogen peroxide catabolic process; response to oxidative stress. The coding region runs from base 107 to 1105 and encodes 332 amino acids. The transcript is spliced from 4 exons.